CUUAUCAUUGUUAUUUUAGUCUUGUUUGCAUUGUCAACACCAUCACUAUGUGAUAUAUGGUCCAGUUGUGGAUCACCAACUGAUCACUUUCAAAUACAGAAUGUCACCAUCACCCCAGACCCACCAGUAGCGGGUCAAUCACUCAAUGUCACUGCCUCUGGAUACUUGGAUGAAGAUGUAGUUGGAGGUUAUGCACAUAUAUUGAUCAAGUAUGGAAUCAUUCCGAUCAUUGUUGAUAACCAGGACCUAUGUUCCUUUCCAAAGAGCCCUUAUCAUUGUCCGAUAAUAUCUGGAGAGUAUGAAAGAUCAGUCGUUGGUGUCAUACCAGCAGAUGCGCCACCUGGUCAGUACUUUGGCAACAUUUCAUUCACCGAUAUGAACAAUCAAGAAAUCGCCUGUAUCCUCUUCAACAUCACCUUGUAG
Messenger RNA from Acytostelium subglobosum LB1, 423 nucleotides. RefSeq lists its product as hypothetical. The annotation marks the transcript as partial. Lineage: Eukaryota; Evosea; Eumycetozoa; Acytosteliales; Acytosteliaceae. The record is from RefSeq and is a predicted model, not a curated record. Gene Ontology annotation, molecular function: sterol binding. Gene Ontology annotation, biological process: sterol transport. The transcript is spliced from 2 exons.